AUGGCUCCAUCUGAGUCGCGAUUGUUGAAGCCCUUUACGUUUACUCCCUGGCCGGUGACCCUUCUGACCUCCAUCGUAUAUGCCGCGCUUGUGGUUCCGUUGCUGGUCAUUCACCAUGUUGUUCCCACCGCACCCAGCACGAGCCCCAAGGGUCUGAAUCUGUCGGAAGCAUGGCAUGAUCUUCAGAUUCUCACGAAUGGAUACCAUCCCUUUAACUCUCAUCGAAAUGAUGAAGUUCACCGUUGGUUGCUGGACCGGGUCAACGGUAUCCUCGCGACAAGCGCCUCCGAAGAUGAGUACCUCUCUGUCGGCGAGGAGAAACCCGACGUGUUUGUCUUCGAUGAUACACUUUCAAAUCUGACCUUUUCUGAUGGAGCGGUCGAUCGUGCAUCUACUGGUGUAUAUUUCGAGAGCACCAACAUCAUUGUUUACAUUCGCGGCUGGGAAGAUGACAAGGAGGCUUGGUGGGAGAUCCCUGACGGAAACCCCACAGGAACUGGCGGAGUUCUUGUCAAUUCUCAUUAUGAUAGCGUGUCAACUGGAUUUGGUGCCACCGAUGAUGGGGUGGGAGUGAUCACUUGCCUGCAGCUCGUCAAGUAUUUCACGACUCCUGGCCAUGCGCCGAGGAGGGGGCUGGUUGUGCUUUUUAACAAUGGAGAGGAGGAUUUCCUUAAUGGGGCUCGUGUGUAUGGUCAGCACCCUAUGUCAAAAUUCGCACAUACUUUUUUGAAUCUGGAGGGUGCUGGUGCCGGCGGUCGAGCUACGUUGUUUCGAAGCACCGAUGCUGAAGUGACGGGCUUCUAUGGCAGGUCGGAACACCCCUUCGGGUCCGUGCUAGCUGCCAAUGGGUUUGAAAUGAUUCGCAGUCAGACGGAUUACAUCGUUUUUAACGGGCAGUUGGGUCUGCGGGGGUUGGACGUUGCAUUCUUUGAACCUAGGGCUAGGUACCAUACAGAUCAGGACGACGCGAGGCAUACCAGCAAGGAUUCUUUGUGGCAUAUGCUGUCGGCGGCAGUUGCAACAGUCGAAGGCCUUGUUUCCGAUUCAAGUAGUCGAUUUUCCGGAGAACCUCGCGAUGAUGGCAAGGUCUCUAGUGGGUCGGGAACUCGGGGAGUCUGGUUUGAUCUUUUUGGAGACUCAUUCGUCGUCUUCCGUCUUCAUACGCUGUUUGCUCUGUCUGUCACUCUUCUCAUAGUGGCACCUCUUACUAUCCUUUUCACAAGCCUUGCGCUUGUCAAGGUGGAUAAGAUGUACCUGUUCAGAUCGUCGGUGAAAUUGGAUACUGACGAGCGAGUCCCGCUGUACGGGCUUCGGGGAUUCUUCAGGUUCCCUUUUCUCUUUGUCAUACCCACAGGUGUCACUAUUUCUCUGGCGUACCUCCUGACGAAGGUCAACCCUUUAAUUGUCCACAGCAGCGAGUAUGCUGUUUGGAGCAUGAUGAUUUCUGCAUGGAUAUUCCUGUCUUGGUUUGUGUCCCGCGUGGCUGACUCCUCUCGUCCAUCGGCCCUGCACAGGGUAUACACGUUUACUUGGAUGUUUGUCCUCAUGUGGAUUCUUCUUGUCAUCGCUACCGUCUACGAAAAUCAGUUGCACCUGGCAGGCGUCUAUUUCAUCUUUUUCUAUUUUCUGGGCAUAUUCCUUGCGACGUGGAUCUCAUACUUGGAGCUGUUUUCUCUGCCGCGGAAAUCUGAGUAUGCGAGCCAAUUCACGUUUAGCUCGAGAAGACCAAGCGCCUUUAGUAGCCGCCCAAGUGCGUCUUCUGGCGGAGAGGAAGAUGAGGAUGAACAAGCCGAGGAAGAGCCCACGGAAUCGACAUCUCUCUUGCGUAAUAGUCAACGGACUACGUUCGCAAACUAUGUACGGGUAGUCGGGGACAAUACAGAUUCCGCGAUAGAAGGAGACUCGAAUGUGUACGGACAUGAGCAACCGUGGAGCUCCGAAAUGCCCCGAUGGACAUGGUUGCUGCAACUUCUUAUCGUCAUACCUUUUCUUCUCACAUUACUCGUACCACUUGGCUUACUGGCCACGAGUGCGCUUCACCAGACCAGUCAGGACGGGAAUCCCGCGCUUCCUAUUUACCUAUGUAUGGCCACUUUCGUGGUUCUUACAUUUUUCCCAGUUUUGCCAUUUAUCCAUCGGUUUACCCAUCACAUCCCGCUCUUUUUGCUCCUUGUCUUCAUUGGCACACUCAUCUAUAAUCUUGUUGCAUUCCCAUUUUCGGCGUCAAAUCGCGUAAAGAUUUACUUUAUGCAGGAAGUCGACCUCGAUACUGGUGUUAAUCGAGCUUCCUUAACGGGCAUACCUCCCUUCGUGAACGACGUUGUUAGGUCCAUCCCCAGCGCCGCUGGACAAGACGUCGCCUGCGACUGGUAUAGAGAGAGAUUGCGAUGCUACUGGGAUGGCCUGGCCCCUCAAGUUGCCGGUCCUUCGAACAGUGAUGACUGGGUGGCCUUCAAUUUCUCGCGGCGGGGAGACAGCCUCCAAGCUCGAUUGGAAGUUUCGGGAAAGAACACGCGGGCGUGUAAAGUAAUCUUCGACUCACCGGUUUCAGACUUCAAUGUCAUCGACUCCGCUCUUGAUCCCCAACGCUUCCCGUACAUCUCUCCUGAGGGCGCCAAGGAAAUCUCCCUGUGGAGUCGUGAGUGGGAGCAUACUUGGGAGAUUGACGUGGAAUGGCCGGAGGGCUCUCUCACCGGUAGAGUUGGCUGUAUAUGGAGCGAUAAUAACCAGGACGGUAUUAUCCCUGCACUGGACGAAGUGAGGAGAUAUAGUCCUGACUGGGUCGCUGUGACGAAGCUUGCGGAUGGAUUGGUUGAGGCGAGUCGGAGAUUUGAAAUUUAG
Molecule: messenger RNA, 2841 nt
Organism: Monascus purpureus
Lineage: Eukaryota; Fungi; Ascomycota; Eurotiomycetes; Eurotiales; Aspergillaceae
Source: the annotation of a GenBank genome assembly